Molecule: messenger RNA, 1515 nt
Organism: Mercurialis annua (annual mercury)
Lineage: Eukaryota; Viridiplantae; Streptophyta; Magnoliopsida; Malpighiales; Euphorbiaceae
Product: E3 ubiquitin-protein ligase SINAT3
Exons: 3
Coding region: 383-1351 (322 amino acids)
Biological process (GO): ubiquitin-dependent protein catabolic process; multicellular organism development
Cellular component (GO): cytoplasm
Molecular function (GO): zinc ion binding; protein binding; ubiquitin protein ligase activity
Source: RefSeq, a predicted model, not a curated record
CUAUCUAAAAAAUCAAAAUAAUUUAGGUUUCUUUAAAAUUUGCCCUCUCUACUGAAACCCUUUUUGAUGAUGAUGAUGAUGUUCAUCAGCUGACUCUCUUAAUGUCCACCAUCAUUUUUCUCAUCUGUCACCUCCUUUUUCUUUCUAAAUUACCAAAUUAAACCCCCCACUUACACAUUCAUUCAAUCAUACCCCUCUCUGAUCUCCAAUUUUUCUAUCUUUUUAUCCGAAUUACACAUCAAAAAGAAAAAAAUUAAUCAAUCCCCAUGAAAGAACAAUACCCUCUUGGUUGAAAUCUUGAAUACCCAUCUGGGUAUUAAUUAUUAAACGCCUCGGUUUCGGGAAAAAAAUAAAGAUUGGAAUUUUAAUUUUUUUUUUAUGAAUGGAGAUAGAUAGCCCUGAAAGUGUAGCGUCGUCAGAUUUGAUAGAUGAGGAUGAGAUCCGUCACCAUAUCCAUCAAUACCCUUCAGUUCCGAAGGCGCAAAUUAAUAGUAAUAGCGCCAAUGGUAACAGUUUGUCCCCGGCAAUUCAGUCUAUCAGUGUUCAUGAGCUCCUUGAAUGCCCUGUUUGUACCAAUUCUAUGUACCCUCCAAUUCAUCAGUGCCAUAAUGGACAUACACUCUGUUCAACAUGUAAGACAAGGGUCCAUAACCGUUGUCCCACUUGUAGGCAAGAGCUUGGUGAUAUUAGAUGUCUAGCAUUGGAAAAAGUGGCUGAAUCACUUGAACUGCCGUGCAAGUACACAUCACUUGGAUGCCCAGAGAUCUUUCCUUACUACAGUAAACUUAAACACGAGGCCCUAUGUAACUUCAGGCCAUAUACCUGUCCGUAUGCUGGAUCUGAGUGUGUUGUUGUUGGGGACAUUCCUUUCCUUGUUGCUCAUCUGAGAGACGACCACAAAGUAGAUAUGCAUUCUGGAUGCACAUUCAACCAUCGUUAUGUAAAGUCUAAUCCACGUGAAGUAGAAAACGCAACAUGGAUGUUAACUGUGUUCCACUGUUUCGGCCAGUACUUCUGUCUGCAUUUCGAAGCAUUCCAACUAGGAAUGGCACCUGUUUAUAUGGCAUUUCUUCGUUUCAUGGGGGACGAGACGGAAGCCCGUAACUACAGUUACAGCCUGGAGGUUGGGGGAUAUGGCCGAAAACUCAUUUGGGAAGGGACCCCACGAAGUGUUAGAGAUAGCCACAGGAAGGUUAGGGAUAGCCAUGAUGGCCUCAUUAUACAGAGGAACAUGGCCCUUUUCUUCUCCGGAGGUGAUAGGAAAGAGCUAAAGCUUCGAGUUACAGGACGAAUAUGGAAAGAACAGCAAAAUCAAGAAGGCGGGGCUUGCAUACCCAAUCUCUGCAGUUAGAUUCUUGCGUCUUUUGUAAUAUUAGUAUUUGAGCAUCCGUAUGUAUGCAUUUUGAAGGCUUAUGCUUUAUAAAUUGUCAAUAAACUACUCAAAGAAGUUACUUCUGCAACUGUGUUGUGAAUUCACCAUUUUAAAAGCUGCGCCAUUCAUUCUUGUGUGCUUCA